AUGUCAACAGCAUCGUGGGCAUUAGGCAAGGUAGGGAUAACAUGUCUUCGAACUGCUCGCAGCAGCACCAUACCUAAUUUUGCCCGAAUAAAGCUCUACAUAUUUACCGACAGAUUGAUCGAGUAUUGGGACCCAAUUCUAAAGGAACCAUAUGUCAAAAAUCUCUCUCAAGGACUUUGUCUUGAAAAGUCUGACAGAAAUAUCAAAAAUGAAGCCAAUGCACUGCUCGCCGUUAAGAAAAUUACAACAAUCAAUGCACCGAGGCUUAUUGAUUUUGUUACGAUCGACGCUACCCGGGCGGCCCAAUUAGUGACCAUAGAUUUUCAGGAGAAUCCUGAGGCCCUUUUAAUCUCUGAAUUUAUAGACUGCCUUACCAGGGGUGUUACAAAGUCUCGAAAUGAGCCUCCGCUCUCUCUUCUAUAUGAACGGAAAUAUGAUCUUUGCUUCACCCCUUUAGAUUUGCACAGGUCUAACUUGUUUGUAACUCGUGGCAGGCUUUCUGGUAUUAUUGGUUGGAAAAAUGCUGGGUUCAAGCCCGAAUAUUGGGAAUUUACUCGAUCUUUAUGGCCGUAUGGCGGAGAGAGAAAAUUAUGCUAUAUCCAUACCUAUGCAUUUGAUGGUAAAUAUGAUGAUGAAUUAGAGGCCGAAGUCUCUAUCCUGUAUAAUUCACCAUUUGUGUUCUAA
Trichophyton verrucosum HKI 0517 is the source of this 684-nucleotide messenger RNA. RefSeq lists its product as uncharacterized. Lineage: Eukaryota; Fungi; Ascomycota; Eurotiomycetes; Onygenales; Arthrodermataceae. The record is from RefSeq and is a predicted model, not a curated record. The transcript has a single exon. Bases 1 to 684 code for a protein of 227 amino acids.